Molecule: messenger RNA, 2955 nt
Organism: Labeo rohita (rohu)
Lineage: Eukaryota; Metazoa; Chordata; Actinopteri; Cypriniformes; Cyprinidae
Gene: wnt7aa
Product: wingless-type MMTV integration site family, member 7Aa
Exons: 4
Coding region: 858-1907 (349 amino acids)
Biological process (GO): positive regulation of JNK cascade; multicellular organism development; cell fate commitment
Cellular component (GO): extracellular region
Molecular function (GO): frizzled binding; cytokine activity
Source: RefSeq, a predicted model, not a curated record
UAGAAGUUUGUUUCAUUAUAAUAUUUGUUAUACUACUCUUGGUGAGUGAGUACACAUGGUUCUUUGACAUUUAUUUUUUGGAAGGUGAAUAGAUGAACACAUCUCUCACCUCGCAAUUAAGGACUUGAGGUGGGUGAGGGGGAAAUCUAAAGUCGAACAAGUUUUCUUUUCUCAUGGGAGGAGCAAACGGGUGCAGGAAAAUAGAUAAAAGCUCUGUUUAAGAAGCUGGAGUUACUGCGAUAUGAUCUUCGCCAAGGAGCGCACAGAGAUUUGACCUUUUUUACCUAGAUUGAUUAUGGUAUUAUAGCUAUAGCGUAUAGAUACAUAUCGUGGUGACACGCCUGUCGCUUAUUACUCGGUUGUCGCAUCUCAAAUCAGAUUUUUUUACCUCUCUAGGCUACUUCACUGCAUGUGUGUUGUUUGGUUGAACGCGUGUGCUAGCGGGGUGUUUUGAAGUCAUUAGUCGCGUUAUCAACCUGCUACUCGGCUUCAGGAGCGCACAGACGUAUUAAAGGAAUAUCGGAAAGUUUAAUUUCCUCCAGAACGCACCCUGAUAGAUUUAACAGAUAAAGGACCUGCUGGAAAGUGUGUUGUGAAUGUAAGAGCGGGUAGUUGUAGACUGUUCUAGUAAAUCGAGACGCGUAAAAGUGAUUCAGAAGUCGUACAUAUGCAGAAUAACAUUCAUCUCCACACGUCCCGAAGGAUAUCAGCUCAGGUGUUCACCUCAAGUUCUCACGGAGUUUUGCAUCCCUCCAAGGACUUGCUUUGCUUGUGAUAAAACCUCGCGCCCACCGGUUAGGCUACCCAUCAGGAGACUACUAUCAUUUCACAGUCUAUUAACAAAGUACAGGCUGAACAUGAGCAGGAAAACACGCCGCUGGAUUUUUCACAUUUUCCUCUGUUUGGGGAUUAUAUAUUUGAAGAUUGGGGGUUUUUCCUCCGUGGUUGCGUUGGGAGCGAGUGUUAUCUGUAACAAAAUUCCUGGUUUGGCCCCUCGUCAAAGGACUAUCUGUCAAAGCCGGCCUGACGCUAUCAUUGUCAUUGGAGAAGGAGCGCAAAUGGGAAUCAAUGAGUGUCAGUUUCAAUUCAAAAAUGGAAGGUGGAACUGCUCGGCCCUCGGGGAAAGAACUGUCUUUGGAAAAGAGUUGAAAGUGGGAAGUAAGGAAGCAGCCUUCACCUACGCCAUUAUCGCUGCUGGAGUCGCCCAUGCAAUCACAGCGGCCUGCACUCAGGGUACGCUGAGUGGCUGUGGUUGUGACAAAGAGAAGCAGGGCUUCUACAACCAAGAGGAGGGCUGGAAGUGGGGAGGAUGCUCAGCUGAUAUUCGCUAUGGUCUGAGCUUCUCAAAGGUGUUCAUAGACGCACGGGAGAUCAGGCAGAAUGCCAGGACGCUCAUGAACCUCCAUAACAAUGAAGUGGGACGUAAGGUCUUGGAAAAGAACAUGCGUUUAGAGUGUAAAUGUCACGGGGUAUCUGGAUCCUGCACAACCAAGACUUGCUGGACAACCCUCCCAAAGUUCCGGCAGCUGGGUUACAUCCUCAAGGAGAAGUACAAUCACGCCGUUCACGUGGAACCGGUCCGAGCCAGUCGGAACAAGAGACCUACCUUUCUGAAGGUUAAAAAGCCUUACUCGUACCGAAAGCCCAUGGACACGGAUUUGGUGUACAUUGAGAAGUCGCCCAACUAUUGUGAGGCAGAUCCCGUGACGGGUAGCAUGGGAACCCAGGGCAGGAUCUGCAACAAGACUGCGCAGCAGGCCAACGGCUGCGAUCUCAUGUGCUGCGGCCGAGGAUAUAACACGCACCAGUACUCACGCGUAUGGCAGUGCAACUGCAAGUUUCUUUGGUGUUGCUACGUCAAGUGCAACACCUGCAGUGAACGGACAGAAGUGUACACGUGCAAGUGAAAUAUUUAUUGUUGAGGAAUUGAUACACACCUGUGACUAGGGUGAUAGAGAGCCUGCAAGUGUCGCAACAGGAUGACCACUGCUAUGGAUUCCAGGUAUUGAGAGGAAAGAGCAAUUUGCACUGGAAAACGUGGAGUGGAGUCUAGACGGAGUUCUGCUGAGGACUUUGGUGUUGGUACCAGUAGACACCUUAUUCCAGUACUAAGCAACAGAGCGAAGUAGCCCGUGAUCUGUAGACCGUGAGAAAGAUAUGGGGUGUGAUUAUUAAGGGUGUUCUGCUCUGUAGAUGGCACGGAAGGUAUUUCUGAGGAACUUUCUGCCCUGAGUGGUUGACACUACAGAUCUUACAACAUAAAAACUGUACAUGGACACAACAACGAUAUUUAACUUUUUAUUUAGAGAAAAUGGCUAAUGUUAAUUUAUUUAAUAAGGAAACUACUGAUUUUUUUCAUUGUGUUUACUAGCUUAGUUUUAGCUCUUCUCCUGUUUAAUAUUGUGCGUUUUGCAUAGAAAUAAACUGACCAACUUUUACACUGUACGUCAUGUGCUUUAGAUUAGGGAGGAACCAACGACAAUGCAAAAUACAAAAACAAGUGUGCUGGACUUGAGGUGUAAUUACUAGUCUCUGAAAGAGACUCUACUGUCUUUGAUGUAUCAUUGUAAGGCUUUGUGCUGCCAUUUUCCCAUCUCCUCAAGUGUCAACCCUUGCACAUAUAUUCCUAUGUACAAUUACACACUGGAAUUGUGCAUCGUGUUUGAAGGCUCAUUCCUUCCAAAAGUGAAUAAACAAGUAGUAACACUGGUUCUCAAGAACAUUUGUGACCAAACUGUCUUUAAAUUGGAAUGGUGCAAUUAAAAUAAAAAGUUCUACCCACUUAAACUUUGAGACCUCACAAAGCUUUAUGCUACCCUCGCUUUUGGCUAAUAUUUGCUUUGUUGGCAGAGAAAGAGAAUCAGUAAUUCACUUUUCGAACGGAAUAGCCUCAAUACAGAUGCCACACCUGCUACUGAUGUGGAAUGUUGUGAUCAGAUAACCAGUUCUAUUAAU